This is a messenger RNA of Nasonia vitripennis (jewel wasp), 4666 nucleotides long. RefSeq lists its product as uncharacterized. Gene Ontology annotation, biological process: signal transduction. The transcript is spliced from 17 exons. The record is from RefSeq and is a predicted model, not a curated record. The coding region runs from base 639 to 3137 and encodes 832 amino acids. NCBI's taxonomy places the organism in Eukaryota, Metazoa, Arthropoda, Insecta, Hymenoptera, Pteromalidae.
UCAGUACGGCGCAGCUCGAGCCACGCGUCGCAACUCCCGUUGGAGAGCCGGUGCGAUUUCUCACGGGGGAUAUAGAUCGGUCACAGAGACACGUGAGCGAGAGGUGAAGUGCGAUUGUUUUUGUUUUCGUUUCUGUUGGUUUUUCAGAAAAUUCGAUCUCUGUUAUAUAGUCGUUUUCGAGAUGUAGUAUAUAGACUCUUUUUUGGUUUCGUUUUCUGUGCCAGUGAAUUUACGUACACAGUGGACGAUGUAUAACGGCUGCCCUAGUAGCCUCGUCGUGUGACAUCCACAUGCGAAGCUUCAUCAUUCCGCGCAGCGUCGGCCGUCGUUAUAGAGGCUACGACAAGCGUCAGCGGCAAAUCUGGAGCGGCGUGAAAAAUCGCGGCGCUAAUUGCAAAAAUAAGGAAGGGGCAGAAAUAGAAUGCCCGCCGGCUGUGCCGUAGCUGCAUCAGCGAUGCUCGAAGCGAAAGCCAGCGGCAGCUGCAGCAGGGCGACGAGGAGAAAAGUCAUGCCGUGAGCGAAAUUAAAGAACAAGCAGCGGCAGCUCUCCCACUCGAGAAGAAGCAGAAGGAGAAGGAAAAGCAGUGAGAGAAGAGAAGUGAGAAAAAAGGAGAAAAGCGAGACGCAAAGCGAGGAAAAUGGAGGGCAAAACGUCGGCUAAUUCCUCGACGAGGCUGGUCUACUACUUGCUGCUGGCGCAAUUCCUCGCGCAAUUCGUCAGCUUCUUCUACCUCUACGUCAACAUGGCGCGACUCGAGUCUCAGCUCGGCAGUUCCCAGCUGGCCGACUGCGCUGAAUUGCCCAGGCGCAGCAAGAGGAGCAGCUCCAUCCCCGCCGCCGAGGACAACGCCGUCUCCGAGGUCUUCAGGAGUCGCGACGUCAAGGAUACCCUGAAGGAGAGGCAGAGCGCCCCGCUUAAAGGCAACGAUCGGCUCUGGCUGCCGGGCGAUACUUACAUAUCGUCCGACUUUAUCCAGAAGAUGUGUCGCGAAACGGCCGAGUAUUGUCCGCCCGGAACACCCGGGAUGCCUGGGAGCAAUGGAUUUCCCGGGCCCAAGGGCGACCAGGGUCUGCCUGGGAUUCAGGGAUCGCCCGGCAUUCCUGGACCGAGGGGUCCGCCUGGACCCGAGGGACUCAGGGGUGGGCCUGGACUAGACGGCAUCGACGGUAUUCCCGGAGAGCCGGGAUUGGACGGACUUCCUGGACGCAGCGGUAACGACGGUGUGCCCGGCCAAGACGGUAAGCCCGGACUGAAUGGCACUCCCGGAGCACCUGGCCGUAACGGCACCGACGGAAGAAACGGCUUGCCAGGAGCGCAGGGACCCCAAGGGCCUCCGGGUACUCCAGGAAAAAUGGGCCUACGCGGUCCACCAGGUCAGGACGGCCGACCUGGCCAGGACGGCAGUCCUGGCUUACCCGGUAUCGUCAGCUACGCGCCUCUGCGAGGCAAUGGCUCUGCUCUGAAAGUCAAUACCAACGACCUGCUCGUACCACCUUCGAUCGCCAGCAGCGGUGACAUCCGAGGGCAGUACGUGACGCUGAUGGCGGAGGAAGGGCUGAACGUGCGGCUCGAAUGCUUUGCCUCCGGUAAGCCAACUCCGAUCGUCCAGUGGCACAGGCCCGACGGUCAGCUCAUUCACACCGGCUUCUGGUACGCGUCAGCAGUCUACGGGAGUCCCUUGAAUCUGUCGUCGGUGCACAGGGACGACUGGGGAAAUUAUACCUGCACCGCAGACAAUGGCAUACCGCCCAGCGCGACCAAACAAUACAUGCUCGGCGUUAAAUUCGGGCCGCUGAUAAGGAUUCGCUCGCCGCUAGUACGAGCACGCAAUCACGGCAUGGUGGUGCUCGAGUGCGAGGUCGAGUCUUUCCCCAAGCCGGAACAUUUCUACUGGGAGUUCCGCGACAGUCGGGUCGAGAACAAGGACAAGCACAGGAUGACGAUCCAGGAGGACGAGUACAAGAGGGAUUACAAGUUCAAGAUGAGGCUGAAGAUCUCGAAAAUCACCAGCUCGGAUUACGGCAAUUACUACUGCGCCGUGAAGAAGAACUACAACGUGACGAAGGGCGUCGUAACAGUUCGAGACGUGAACGACAAGACAGCGACGUCCUCCGAGUCCAAGGGUGUGGCCAUCUUCGGCAAGCCGCCGCCGCCUCGGCCGCAGUUCAGGAAUCUCUGUCCGCCCCAAUUAAACUGCGACAGCUGUCCACGGGCGAACUGCGGCUAUCAGGACGUCGAAGCCAAACCGAUGACGGGCAUCAAUUUUCCGGGGCUGCCUCCUCGAGUAGCCGACGGCGUGAUAGGAGCCGUCGGCAAGCCCGUGUUCAAGGGUCAAAUGGACGAUCUCUACGGCAUCUGGAUGCAGGACGCGUCGCCUAAAAGCCAGUCGACGGCAGGCAAGCUCUGGGUCACCCGCAGCACCGACACCUCUCACGUCUUCGAGUACGCCGACAUAGACGACUACGCGCAGAAGAAGAGCCCCCGCAGCAUCAAGCUGCCUUACAACUUCCAGGGUAACGGGCAUCUGGUGAACGACGGCUACUUCUUCUACAACCCGUACAACCGCUCGUCCAUCGUACGACUGGAUCUGACGCACAACGAGGGCACCAUCUACGCUUUCGGCAGGCUCGAGAUGGAGUUGCCCGGCUUGCGCGUUAAUACCGGCAAUUAUCUCUACACGCCGAAUCACAACUUCAAUUACGUCGACUUUGACGUGGACGAGAACGGUUUAUGGGCCAUUUACGGGACGCCGAGCAACAGCACCGUCGUGAUGAAAGUCGACCCCGACACGAUGACGCCCCAAUACGCCUGGAGCAUCAGCGUCGAUCAUCACAAGUACGGCGAGAUGUUCGUCUCGCGCGGCGUCCUCUACGCCGUGCACAGUAUCACCGACGCCACCAUGAACAUCAGCCUGGCGAUCGAUCUCUACCAGGGCAAACACCUGAACGUCAAUUUGUCUUUCCUCAACGCUUACAAGAAGGUGACCAUGCUGAGAUACAACAAUAAAACGAAGGAGCUGUACGCCUGGGACAACAGCACCCUGCUGGCCUAUCAGUUUCUUUUCAAGGACCCGAACGACGCCGGCGCCGAGCCAAAGGACGCAGCAGCCAGUGCCAAGGAGCAGUACAACGCGUAGGCACAAAUUAUUAUCGAGCUCUCGUGUGCGUUGUAACUGCGUUAUAUAUACCGUACGAGAGCAAGCAAGAGAGAGGAAGUGUGCCUGUAUACUGUAUACACAUGCACACGCGGUGCGGGAACGCAAAGCUCUUAGCUUGCAAGCUCGCAACCGCUUGUGUUUGAGUUGAUCAGCGCUGACUGCGGCGAAUUUUUAUUAUUAUCGGCCGCGCAUACACCUAUAUAUGAGUUGUAGUAGGCGCAUUGUGUGUUCUAUGCGCGGGGAAAUGAACGAGAGAGAGAAUCCGGCAUUUUUACCGCCGCAGCUCUGCAAAAUUGCCAGCGUUCCGCUCGACUAUCUUUGUUUUUUCAUCCAAUAUGAUUCCGAAUUUCGGUUGAGCGGGUAUAGCGCCCUUGUUUUCGAUUGCGAGGCUUUUCCUCUCUCCUAGCAUUCGAGCGAAAGAAGGCAUUAAUCAGCGUUUUUUUUAAACUCGCCCGCAGCGCAAAAAUCAAACAAAGGCUAUUGUACGCGCAUCGAUCCUUGAAAAAUUCAUCCGCGUCACCGGAUAACUACUCCGAUGUUCAACCGGAAAUGAUGACUAGUCGACGACGAGUCGUCAGCUGGGCGAUACGGAAAAUUGAAAAAAAAUAUCAACGUGGGCGAGCGAUAAAGAAUUAUUAUUUGUCGAUCCGUUUUGUCGCGACUGCUGGCGCACGUACGCGCGCGACCUAUGGCUCUCGUUCUGUCUUUUGCUCUGCGGGAGCGGGUGCAUCGAUUUUGCGCGCGCGAGCGGCAAGAUGAAAGCUGGAUUACGCGCCAUGCCGCCCCCCCCCUCUGUCCGUUUAUUAUUGUCGAGCCGGACGAUGUAUUAUUUUUUAUUUUAUCUCGUUUCAAUUUUUUAUCCGGAUUUCACGUGCUCGUCGAGGCACGUAUCUGCGAAUGAUUAUGCGCAGAGAUUUUCGCGAGGAUUUUUGUUUUCCCGCCGGUAUGACGAACGAGAUUAUUGAUUUUUUGUUUUAUGCGGUGGGUGAUUAUAUUGGUCGGCGUAUGCGAGACGUAUGCUGUACGUGUUUUUAUAAUUUUUUACAUUGAAGGUGUAGGAAAAGCACGUGCUCAGGAUGCUUCCGUUUCGUCGCGAUGUAUAUCGUAUACCCGCCGAUGAUUUAUCUUUUAAAGACUAUGCAUAAUUGGAUAAGAGAUACCCUCUUCGUGAUACGUUCACUAUCGUGUAUAUUGUUUCUUAUAGAACUACUCUAGACUAGGACUCUCAUCUUCGUGUACCACACAUAAUUACACACUUUCUUCUGAUGAAAAUAAAGAAAAAUUAUUGUACAAGUAUAAUUGAGACACACAGUGGGAAUGUUAUAAACAAACGAUAACGACUUCGUUGCCAUACUCGGAUGGCUUCGCUGAAUGUAGACUAAAAGAAUCUAGGGAGUAAAGUUUGAUAAGCAUUAAGGCGUUUUCGGGGAGGAGUGGAACAUAUUUAUAUAAUCGUUGAAGCGAUACAUGUAUGUUUUAUAAAUAAAUGAAAAUUUAUCGAGCGCCCA